AUGGCGGUGAGCGGAAUCAAGAGUCUCUAUGAGUCUGAACUGGCUGAUGCUCGAAGAGUUCUGGAUGAAACAGCCAAAGAGAGGGCUAGAUUACAGAUUGAAAUAGGAAAACUGAGAGCGGAACUUGAGGAAAUCAAUAAAAGCUACAAGAAGAAAGAUGGAGAUUUGUCUGUGGCUCAGGGUCGUGUUAAGGAUCUUGAAGUGCUGUUUCAUAGAAGUGAAGCGGAACUCAAUACUGUCCUGAAUGAGAAACGCAGUCUGGAAGCAGAGGUGGCCGAUUUGCGUGCCCAGCUGGCUAAGGCUGAAGAUGGUCAUGCUGUGGCUAAGAAGCAGCUGGAGAAGGAGACUCUCAUGCGUGUGGAUCUGGAGAAUCGCUGCCAAAGCUUGCAAGAGGAUCUGGAUUUCAGGAAGAAUGUGUUUGAGGAGGAAAUAAGGGAAACAAGAAAACGACAUGAACAUCGUUUGGUCGAGGUGGACACUAGUCGCCAACAGGAGUAUGAAUCCAAAAUGACUCAGGCCCUGGAGGAUCUGCGAAAUCAACAUGAUGAACAAGUCAAACUGUACAAAAUGGAGCUUGAGCAGACCUAUCAGGCUAAGCUGGAGAAUGCCAAACUGUCCUCUGACCAAAAUGACAAAGCUGCUGGUGCAGCUCGAGAGGAGUUGAAGGAGGCUCGCAUGAGAAUAGAAGCUCUCAGCUACCAGCUUUCUAGUCUUCAGAAACAGGCUAGUGCAGCAGAAGAUCGCAUUCAUGAAUUGGAGGAAAUGAUGGCUGGUGAGCGGGAAAAGUUUAGGAAGAUGCUAGAUGCAAAGGAGAGGGAAAUGACAGACAUGAGGGACCAGAUGCAGCAGCAGCUUACAGAGUACCAGGAGCUGCUCGAUGUUAAAUUAGCACUGGACAUGGAGAUCAGUGCUUACCGAAAACUCCUGGAAGGAGAAGAGGAAAGGUUGAAGCUCUCUCCGAGUCCCUCCUCCCGUGUUACAGUCUCUCGGGCUACCUCCAGCAGCAGCAGUAGCAGCACUUCACUUAUUCGCUCUUCCCGAGGCAAGAGAAAACGUAUUGAUACAGAGGAGUUUUCAGGCAGCGGAACAAGCGGAAUUGGCACUGGAAGUAUUAGUGGCAGCAGUAGUAGCAGUAGCUUCCAAAUGUCCCAGCAAGCUUCAGCUACAGGAAGUAUCAGCAUAGAAGAGAUAGACCUGGAGGGCAAGUACGUUCAGCUGAAGAACAACUCUGAGAAGGAUCAGUCUUUGGGUAACUGGAGACUGAAAAGACAAAUUGGAGAUGGAGAAGAAAUUGCUUACAAAUUUACUCCGAAGUAUGUCCUCAGAGCUGGGCAGACUGUUACAAUUUGGGGUGCAGAUGCAGGCGUAUCUCACAGCCCCCCUUCUGUUCUCGUGUGGAAGAAUCAAGGCAGCUGGGGCACCGGAGGAAAUAUCCGCACAUACCUCGUAAACUCUGAAGGAGAGGAAGUUGCAGUGAGAAGUGUUACUAAAUCAGUAGUUGUGCGAGAGAACGAAGAGGAAGAGGAUGAAGCAGAGUUUGGAGAGGAAGACCUUUUCAACCAACAGGGGGAUCCCAGAACAACCUCUAGAGGAUGCUCAGUGAUGUGAAGAAAGAAAAAAGAAACUAUUAUUUGCUAUUUUUUUCAUUUAUUUCCUUUUAUUUUUGCUAUUUUUUUUCCCUCCAGAGCCACUGAAAACUAUUUUUAUAUGCAUCAUCUGAUUUCUUUGAAGUUUACUCCUUGGUACACUUUUAUAAAAAAAAAAUUCAAAAAAAAAACCUUUACUGAACAAAACUGCCAGAAUUUUUAAUAGAUUUCUUUAUUUUUCCCUCUUUGUUGAAACACUAUAUUGGAAUACAACAUUUUUCCCCGUAUAGAGUUUAAAGUCUUAUGUACAAACCUGCAGCAGAAAAGAAAUUUUUAGCUAAAAUGGGAUGAGGCUCCUUGAGUGUAAGGUAAAUCUAUAAUUGCAUAUAUAUAAUUGCAUGUAUAACCAGGAUAACUGCCAAAAAAAAAAAAAGAGCUUAAGAACGUGUGUUCAUCUGCAGGGCCCCAGGAGAGAUUCACAGUCGUGUUUCCUCCAUACUUAAAGGAAUGGUAGUGUCUUGCCUGGUAUCAUCAGCAGUGCCCAGCUUAGGAAAAUUAGACCCCAACUUAAUUAAAAAUGCUACUCCACCAGUGGAAGCAACACAAGGAAGCUGCAUUUUAGACGCUCCUGGCUCAGGACCAUGGCAUCUUGUCCUACCCCAGGAUUUGACAGCCUAGUGGUAAAACCAUCCGAGUCUGUCAGCACCUUAGCUCCGUAUCAUUAUUUCAGAAGAUGGAGAAGGAUGGGUUGUGCUUACACCAUCUUAAGGUAUGGAAGGGUCAAAACCAGAAGUUUAACUGGGCUUUUUUUUUUCAGGGGACUUUGACAUUGUCACAAAUAAGACCUUGUUAAAUCACGGCCGCAAGUUGUGCUGUACUGUAUUUAUGGCGUUAAGCAUCAUGGUUUAAUGUGUUUGACAUAUUCAGCAUAAGACAGAAUUAUUAAGAUUUUAGAUGUUAAAAAUAUUUUUACUUUUGGCAAUGAUAAAUAUUGGGGAUUUUAAAGGUUAUCCUGUGUAAAUGUUGACUUUUUUUAAUCAGAGCUAGAUGCAGCUUGUUCAGACUUCUUGUAUAUUCAAAGGGGCAUUGUCAGACACCUUAAGGAGCAGCAUUUGCAAAAUAGUACAGAAGUAGUUUAAUGACUUUCUGAAAAAGUUAAAAGGAACUGCUGCUCUUUAGGACAUUAAGCAUUGCUUUGCAACGUUCAGAUGUUAAAGUCUCAACAGUGAGAGAAGGGAGAAUAAUUCUAUUUACAAAAAAUGCUUUGUAUGAGCAGCAGGUGACUUUUAUUUCGGUAUGAUGCGUUUGGUGUGUGACAGUGUCCCUUUUAGCUUAAGGUUUCUUCUGCUGCAUUUCUGUGGAGAUACCGCUGACUCCCAGGAGGGUCAGUAUUCCUGUCGCGGUGCAUCUUUAAGCACUAGGAAAAAUACCUGACAGCUCCAAAGAAUGUAUUGGCUACUGUACAAGCAAAUGCGUUUUUUUUUCCACUAGUUACUAGUUUGGAUACAGAAUUUGGAUACCAUUUGAUGCCAGCAUAGAAUCCUGUUUGUACCUGCACUCUUGAACUCUGAUCUUGUCACUCAAAUAGUUUAGACUCAUCAAACAAGCUACAAGGUUUGGAUGUUUUCGGUGGCUUUUGGACAUUAUGUUCUCUGAACAGUAUUGUGACUGACAGAUAUAACCUAGGAAGUCAGUUUAGUGGCUUUGACCGAUGGCUUUGUAAUGCAAGCAGGGUGGGAAUGAAAGGGGGAUUUUAAGCUUACGGAUUUAUUUUGCCAUUUAAAAAUAAAUCGAAGAUGCUACUUUUCUCUAUUUGCGUGGGAUGACUGAAUUACUGAAGUUAAACUAGUAGAAAUUUAGAAUUGCGUUUUUAAUCCAUGAUCAGAAGAUCCAGUACAAAAAAACAGUAUGAAGAUUUGGCUGUUGGGGUUAACGGGAUGACGUUAUUGAUGGACUUGGCCGUUUUUCUAAUGUAAUUUUCCCACUCUGCUUGAGUAGAAGGUUAAAUGCGUAGUAAAUCAUGUCUCUCUCUCUCUCUCUCUCUGUAAAAUGUAUCUAGUGAAAUUAUGUUUCUCAGACAUACUGUUAUCGAUUACCUUUUCUAAAUUUGUUGUUAUGCAAAUGAAUGCAAUCAGUGUAAAAAAUAUUUUUGCAAUGCACCUUCCAACCACUGGACAUAAUUUCCCUUUCUGACCCACAGCUCCUAUGACUUAGAUAAUGUUUGAGGGCUUUUUGCUUUUUUCUCUAAAGAUCUGUAUUUAUUUUUGUUUUACAUUGGCCAGUUUUCAGAUUGCUUAUUCUUCUUUAAGUUUGUCCUAUAAAUUCAAGAUUGUUCUGUGAUCUUAAAUACUAAAGCAAUGAAUGUGUAUUCAUUUGCAUUUUUUCUGUGAUUUUUUUUUUUUUUUAAUUCUUCUGUAAAGAAGGGGCUAGGAAAGGCAGCUUGAACGAGGAAAAACCUCUUGCUACCUGAGCCAUAGUUUUCUUACCAGCUACUGUAUGGGGAACGUGUCUUCUCAUAGCCUUCAGGACUGGUGCUUGCAGAUCUUUGGCUGUGAGCACCGUGCCCUUCAGUAACAGCCUGCAGAAUUUCUCCUUAGAUAUGGAACUGUGUCCUUUCACUUCGGAAACAGUUCGUUUGCUUCUUCAGUACCAUGUUUAGGUGUUUACAGGUGUUCAUCUAAAACAGUGAUUGACACUGUGGGAAAAGCUGAACGCCAACAGUCCAAAUGUGGGUCAUUGCCACCACAGAGCUUUCUAAAAGGCUACUGAAACCAUGAGAAAAAAUUCCUAGCUGUAAAUUACAAGACACAGGAAAAACUACUGUAUUCCACAUACUUCUGUGUGUGUGUCUUCUCCAGAUGCCAUCCUUUCCUCUUGCUUUUGACGCUGAGCUUCAGUGUAACAGCACCCUCCCUUUAAAGCUGAUGUUCCACACUGGUCUGAUUUUUUGCUUUACCAAACCAAAAAGCAUUGUUUCUUUUUUUUCUGUCUUUCAAGGAUUUUUUUUUUAUUUUAAGGAUAAUUAAAGCUUUAUUUUUUCAAAUAAAAUCCAGUGUCCCCUUGCCCUCUUCUCCUAUUUGAUCCUGUAUGUGAACCACUCUUGAAGUUGGAGGAUAGUCAGCGUUUAUACUCCGGUGUCUGAUACCAGGUGUAGAGCUUGAAGGAGAAAUAGACUUGACUUGUCAGGGAAAAAAAAAAAUCUUUUAAGGCUUCUCUGAUUAGGGAAAUUAACCACUAUAGCUUUUAUCAGAGUAGUUACUUGAGUGUAACUACCCAGGCAGAUGUUCUUAUUCCAGGGAAAAAAAAAAAAAAGAGCAAACACUUUUAUUCUGGAUGAAAUAGUAACAAUUAUUCCUAAAUGGUUCUCACUGGUUAAGAGGGGGAAGGAGUAAGGGCGGGAAUGCAGCGGAAUAGUUAAGCCAAUCUUUGCAUUGUGUGGAUCGUGACAGAAUAUCAUAUAAAAUAUGAUAAACGCUUGCUACCUACUCUGAAGUUUGUACCGUGUGAAAAUGCCUGUGUCAAACAAGUCCAUCCAUCUGCAGAACCACCGGUACCAUGGCGUCCCACAGAGCCAGAUCCACUUACCGAGAGCCUCCCACACUUCACGCCACAUCUUUCUCCCUCGCUUCUGUAUUUGGUACUUGAGCUGUUGUGUUGCAGUGGCUUAUUCCGAGUAACAGAGUGGCUGUGAUUCCUUUGUUGCUGCGCAGCUUUAUUUCCCCCUGUGCCUCUUUAGGCUAGUUCGGGACUCUAGAUGUGCCCUGACAAAACCAAUAGUUUACGCCGAUGCAUCGAUCGCUUGUCUUCAGCACCCUUUUGCCAUUAGACAGGAGCUGGCUGGUGCAGUUUGUGUUUGUUGCAGGAACCAAAAGUCUCAGGAAAAAAAAAACAAAGUUCUGCUUCCCAUGACCUGGAAUGUAAAAGCUGGACAAGCUCCUCUGCAGCUUGCAUUAGUCAUGAAAACCGUACUGCGGCGUGAAGCAGAGCGUACUGUGAAAGGAGAUCACCCAACGUGCAUGUUUAUCCUUGAGCAACGGGACACCUCAUGUUCAGUUCAGGGAUCUCACAGGGGGU
Egretta garzetta (little egret) is the source of this 5660-nucleotide messenger RNA. It is a transcript of the gene LMNB2, whose product is annotated as lamin B2. Lineage: Eukaryota; Metazoa; Chordata; Aves; Pelecaniformes; Ardeidae. Bases 1 to 1608 code for a protein of 535 amino acids. The transcript has 12 exons. The record is from RefSeq and is a predicted model, not a curated record.